This is a messenger RNA of Plutella xylostella (diamondback moth), 3499 nucleotides long. The record is from RefSeq and is a predicted model, not a curated record. Lineage: Eukaryota; Metazoa; Arthropoda; Insecta; Lepidoptera; Plutellidae.
AGUUAAUCUGUGAUCAGUAUUUUUCUGCAAUCGGGCCAAGUGCCAAGUAAUUUUUAUAAUUUACAUUUCUCAGAAAAUAAAGCCCUCUAACGAUUACAAGUUAAGUUAGAAAACAAUGAUACUUGACUCAUAAUCCCGAAUCUAUGUGAUAAUAAGUGUAAGCGAUGUAUUCAGUGUUUUGUUGAUGUGUCGACUCGGUGCCGUCGUCGGCAGUCGGUGAAUGUGUUCUAUUUGGGAGGAAUUCGGUGUUGUGGGGCGCGAGGGCGCGGCGGCGGGCCGGCAGAGACAUGCACGACCUCUUCAAGCAGGUCCUCAACGAGAGGGACCUCUCCAGGGCCGGUGACCUCUUCUCCCUCUCUGACACAGAAAUCAUCCAUGAUUUGACAGAAGUGAUAAAGAAGAUAACAGAGAUAUCAUCCCACCCAGACUACAGCCAGAAUGACAAUGACCAGUCAGUGGUGGAGAUCUGUGUGACGAGAGUGACAUCAUGCAUCCGGGAGACGGGGACGGUGGAGGCGCACUGCCGGCCACUGGUCGCGCUGCUCGAGGCGUGUCUGCACCACAACCUGAGACCCUCCACUAACCACCAGAAUGAGGACCCACCACAUGCCAAGAUUGCUUCUGAUGUCAUCUCAUGUAUUUUUCUGGCAUCAGACAACCAGAACUACAGCAAGAAAGGAGUCAUGGAAGCGGUCCUACCCGUAGCAGUGCGUCUGUUACACGCCGGCCACGCGGAGCUGGCGCGCAACAUGGCGCGCUACCUGUCGCUCGCCGCGAUACACCACGCGCGCCUGCUCAAGCCGCACGUGCAGCAGAUUGUCGACUCCAUUGUAGCAGGCAACUACGGUCUCUGCCGCGUGCUCUCCCAGCUCUACGAGGCCGACCCCCAACUGUCUCUCCGCGUCCCCUCCUUGGCCGCGCUGCUCCCGCGCGCCGCGCCGGCGGAGCAGCUCGCGCUGCUGGCGCUGUUGGAGGCGGCGGCGCGGCGCGGGGAUGAGCAGCUCGCGCCGGCUGUUCCGCUGCUGGUGAAGUGUGUGGCGGAUCAACCGGAUGCUGUUGCCACUGCUGUGUUGAAGGUCCUCCUAGCCCUAUCCACAUCGAAGCCAGAGCUCCUCCACCCUCACGCGGGCACCCUGCGCCGCGCCGCGCGCGCCCCCGCGCCCCCCGCGGCCCCCGCCCCCGCCGCGCCCCCGGCUAAUGCCCCCGUGCUGUUGGCGCAGGUGUUGGCGAGGCUGGGACAUACUAAUAAGGAGCGUGCGCAAGAAGCCCUAAACUUCGUGCUCGAGUGCCUCCCGGCGUGCGACCGCGGCUCCCACGGCGCCUUACUGCGGGAGGCGACCUCGCUGUGCAGCGCCUACCCCGCGCUCUUCACCGAGCCCGUGCUGGCCGCGCUCACGCCUACCUCCAGCGAAGUGAACCAAACCUCAACCGGCGUCACGAUCGUCAAGCUAACCGCCCCGGCCCCCGCCCCCGCCCCGGCCCCCGCCCCCGCGCCCGCCCCCGGCUACACGCGGCGCGCCAAGCUGGGCGACUCGCGCAGCACGGGCCGCCUGCACCCCGGCGCGCACUCGCACCGGAGCAUGACCAGGCUCAAUGUCGCAGGCGGGUCGGUGGGCGGCCUGCACAAGAGCAUGACGCGGCUCUCCUCCUCGCAGCAGAUCAACCUGCAGCAGAAUAACAACAAUAACACAGGUGCAAGCAGCCGCUCUCCGCCCACCACGGGCGGGGUCACCGUGACCACCAUCACGCCGGCGCGGCGCGCGCGCAACAACCAUCACCACAACAUCUUCAUUGGACAGACCAAUCACAACACGACACCACCGCUCAUAACCAACCCGUCACCUCUCCAAGCGCAGUCCAUAUCCGUCAACCCGCUAGCACUCGGCAAGUCCUCGGACCUGCUGCCAACACCAUCAUCCGUCUCCAUCCAACAUUCCACCACGGCUCUGGGCCACGUCUCCAUAGUCAACUCGGCCAACACUGGCCCAACGUUGGCCCCACUCGGCAGCGGGCCAAUCACCAUCACGCCCAACCCCGUCAACGUAUCUGGCCCAGUCACUGUGACGUCACGACGGGCCAACAACACCAGUGUCACGAUGAUUAAUUCUAAUUCCAAUGCGAAUCACAGGAUAAGUGUUUUUGAGCCGUAUCCCAUGCGCGAUACGGUGCAGCAUUUCUGUGAGAAACAUCUGGAUAAGAUCAAGGCGUACAUGGAUAAUGUGUCGUUGAGGCUGCCUCCGCCCGCCAAGUGUACUAUUGAAGAGCGCAGAUCCAAAAAGAUGGCCAAGCUCCACUUCGCGUGCGGCGCCCGCGGCGCUCACUGCCUCUACGCUCGCACCAUGUUCACACUACGGACGCGCGCGCCCCGCGUGUGGGUGCACCUCAUGUUCCUAGCACUGCAGGCCAGGUCGACGGCGGCGCUGAGCUCGCGCGACGCGUCGGUGGCGAGCCUCAAGCACUGCUGGGACAUACUCAAGUGCGAGAACAAGACCUUCCUCACGCUCGUCACUAGCGCCUUCCCCGGACUGAAGGAGCAAGAGAUGCUACUGAACGAGCUCCGCGCCGCCGGGUUCUUCGACGUGUUCGAGCUGAACGCCGCCGCCGACGCGCCGCCGCCGCUCCUCGUCACUUGGGGUUGUUUCCUCUGCGCGCACCCGGAGCGCGCGGUGGGGUUCCUGGUGGACGGACAGCCGGUGAUCGAGGGGCAGCUGAAGGAGAAGAAGGGGCGCUGGCGGCUGUUCCGGCGCUGGCGGACGCGGUAUUUCACGCUGUCCGGCGCGCACUUGAGCUGCAAGGGAUCGAGCGGCGGCGAGAGCAUAGACAUCAACCAGAUCCGGUCAGUCAAGGUCUCCCGCGGCGCACGCAACAUCCCCAAGGCCUUCGAGAUCUUCACCGGAGACCAGACGCUUAUACUCAAGCCUAAGGACGGGAAAAAUGCCGAGGAAUGGGUGCAGUGCCUGAGUAUAGCGGUGGCGCACUCGCAAGCUAGGGACGUGCCGGCCAAGAGCAAUAGUCUGCCGGCUAGGGGACUCACGUUGAAGAAUCUUUGAGGUACUUACACCAGAUUUACUUAUGUACUGGCAUGGGUACUUAAUCAUAGGGUAUUUUAUUGUAUACCAUUCGGUUGUCCUUGAAAUAGGCUUUGACGCUGAAGAAUCUUUGGUUCAUAGAAAUGUAUGGUUGUGUAGAGCGAUAGCUGGUGACGGAAUAAUGUGAAAUUAAAAUUGUAUUUUCAAUGGUAAAUAGAGUUGGUAUAGAUACUCGUCUUUUGAAAAUAAAAUAUUUUUUUUGGAAAGUAUAAAAAAUGCGGAAGGCUAAGUUUAAAAUAAAUAAUUUCGUCACAAAUAUUACAAAAGAACACAUAAGGCUCGUCCUGAAUUUUAAACGAAACUGCCUGCAAAAUAAAUCAAGGAAGUGACCGUGAAUGUUGGACUAUUAUAAUUAAACAAAAGGUCUCAUAUACCUGCGUGACCCGUAUAUAAUAAUAAACUAUAUACAA